This is a messenger RNA of Ochlerotatus camptorhynchus, 882 nucleotides long. RefSeq lists its product as uncharacterized. The record is from RefSeq and is a predicted model, not a curated record. The coding region runs from base 1 to 882 and encodes 293 amino acids. Gene Ontology annotation, molecular function: nucleic acid binding. NCBI's taxonomy places the organism in Eukaryota, Metazoa, Arthropoda, Insecta, Diptera, Culicidae. The transcript has a single exon.
AUGCGAGCCUGUGUGUGGUGCAAGAUUCAGAAGGUGAAGCCAAUUGUUCCGAGAACGGUACCCUUACCAAGGCAGCGUUUGGCGGCGAGGGUCGAUCCGUUUUCGUACGUCGGCAUAGACUAUUUUGGUCCACUGGAAGUGUCUAUUGGCCGAAGGAAGGAAAAGCGAUGGGUGGCACUUUUCACGUGCCUAACUGUGCGAGCGGUACAUUUGGAGGUGGCGUACAACUUGACGGCUGCCCCACACAUGGGAGGUGCGUGGGAGAGAAUGGUGCGCUCGGUGAAAGAGGCUCUAAAAACGUUCACAGAUGGUCGGAAGCUGACGAACGAGAUCCUGCAGACGGCACUGAUCGAGGCAGAUGAUCAGCUCUCGUCCACUCACCUCGUGUCCACCAACGUGAAGGAAGACAAGGAAGCGUUGACGCCGAACCACUUUUUGCGUGGUCGUUCAUCGGUCGAGUGUCUGCCGUCGAGGAAUCCGGUUGACCUGGCCAACACGUUGCGUAGUAGCUACCAUCGCGCACAGUUCUUGGCGGAUGGAUUCUGGGAUCGUUGGCAGAGGGAAUACCUGCCGAUGUUAAACAAGAGGUCUAAGUGGUUCGUGGAUCAGCGGCAAGUAGCGGUUGAAGAUUUGGUGUUCGUGGCAGAUGGAGAGAAGCGAAACGUUUGGGAGCGAGGCAUGGUGAAGAAGGUGUUCGUUGGGAGCGUCGGAAGAGUCCGUUCAGACAAGCAGAUGCGAGAAGGUCAGACCGGUAGCGAAGCUAGCCGUUCUGGAGGUCACUUCGAAGGAGUAAUCCCCGUACUGUUCCUGAUGGAACCAGCCACAGGAUUUACGGGCGGGGGAAUGUUGCCGUUGCAGUUAGGCCUGAAAGGGUUGCGGUAA